CUGUUCAAUAUGGGUGUCUCUACCUUUAUGGAUAAGAUCAAGCCUGGGAAGGCUGAAUCCCAAUUCUCCUCCCAGGCCGCAACUCCUGCUCGUGCCGACUCGACUACCGCUGAAAAGGAUAACCUCACUCUCGAUGAUAGCCCCGUCAAGUACCUGACCUGGCGGUCUUUCAUCCUUGGUCUGUGUGUCUCCAUGGGUGGUUUCAUCUUCGGAUACUCUACUGGUCAAAUCUCGGGUUUCACUACCAUGAUCGAUUUCAAGCAGCGCUUCGCUGAGUACAAUGCCGCCACCGGAGAAUAUGCUUUCAGUAACGUUCGCAACGGUCUGAUUGUCGGCCUGCUCUCCAUCGGAACUAUGAUUGACCGCAUUGGCCGCAAGUUCUCUAUCUCCUUCUGGGCCCUCCUCCACAUCGUCGGUAUCAUUGUGCAGAUUGCCACCACCGAUAAAUGGUACCAGAUUGCUCUCGGUCGUUGGGUUGCUGGUCUGGGUGUCGGUGCGCUUUCCAGCGUCGUCCCCAUGUACCAGUCUGAGUCUGCCCCUCGCCAGGUCCGUGGUGCUAUGGUCAGUGCGUUCCAGCUCUUCGUUGCCUUCGGUAUCUUCAUCUCGUACAUUGUCAACUUCGGCACCGAGACCCUCGGGAACGCCGCCUCGUGGCGCAUCACCAUGGGCAUUGGCUUCGCCUGGCCCCUGAUCCUUGGUGUCGGCACCCUCUUCUUGCCCGAGUCCCCUCGUUACGCCUACCGCCACGGUCGUGCCGAAGAGGCCCGCAAUGUCAUGUGCAAGCUCUACGGUGUCCCCCACAACCACCGUGUCGUUGCCCAGGAGAUGGCCGAUAUGAAGCAGAAGCUUGAGGAGGAGCUCGCCAACGGCAAUGCUCCCUGGCAAGAGGUCUUCACCGGUCCCCGCAUGCUGCACCGUAUCUUGCUCGGUAUCGCUUUGCAGUCUCUGCAGCAGUUGACCGGUGCCAACUUCAUCUUCUACUACGGAACCAGUAUCUUCCAGGGUAUCGGUCUGAGCAACUCUUACGUCACCUCCAUCAUUCUCGGUGCUGUCAACUUCGGUAUGACCCUGCCCGGUCUGUACAUCGUCGAGCACUAUGGUCGCCGCAAGUGCCUGAUGUACGGUGCCGCAUGGAUGUUCGUCUGCUUCAUGAUCUGGGCCUCCGUCGGCCACGAGAUCCUAAACACCAACCCCUCCUCUCACCCCGCCGGUGUUGCCAUGAUUGUCUUCACCUGCUUCUUCAUUGUCGGCUUCGCCACCACCUGGGGUCCUAUCGUCUGGGCCAUCUGUGGUGAGAUGUACCCCUUCAAGUACCGCGCUGUCUGUAUGGGUGUUGCUACCGCUGCCAACUGGACCUGGAACUUCCUGAUCUCCUUCUUCACCCCCUUCAUCUCCAACACCAUCGACUUCCGCUACGGUUACGUCUUCGCCGCCUGCUGCUUCCUCGCCAUUCUCGUUGUCUUCUUCUUCGUCAACGAGACCCAGGGCCGGACCCUCGAGGAGGUCGACACCAUGUACGUCCUCCACGUCAAGCCCUGGAAGUCCUCCAGCUGGGUUCCCCCCGAGGGCAUCGUUGACGACCUGCACCGACCUUCCACCGGGGGUCGCAAAGAGGGUGAGGCCGGCACUGGUGAGCACCAGCACCACGACGAGUCUCAGGAAAUUCGCGAGUAA
Penicillium mononematosum is the source of this 1674-nucleotide messenger RNA. RefSeq names its product sugar porter family MFS transporter. Gene Ontology annotation, biological process: transmembrane transport; carbohydrate transport. The transcript has 4 exons. Gene Ontology annotation, molecular function: carbohydrate:proton symporter activity. The record is from RefSeq and is a predicted model, not a curated record. Bases 10 to 1674 code for a protein of 554 amino acids. Gene Ontology annotation, cellular component: plasma membrane. Lineage: Eukaryota; Fungi; Ascomycota; Eurotiomycetes; Eurotiales; Aspergillaceae.